UGCACGAGGCGUUUUAUCGGGUGCUGGGCGGAGCAGGGGACUGCCUAGAGGUCCAUGGGGAUUGUUGGCUAGGGGGCCGAGCGGGGAGCGUCCCCGCUAGUUUGGCGGAAAGUGAGUGAUUUGUCUGUGUCCCUAGCAAAGAGGCAAAGAACUUGCUUUGCAGCCUGAGUAGUUGUUUCUUUGGAUUUGUUGUUAUAGCUUUUUCGAAAGAAUCUUUGUGUGUGUGUGUGUUGUUUUGUUAGGGUUUUCUGUUGUUGCAAAGGAACCCACACACACACACACCAAACUUCACUGGGAUCCGAAGUGGGAGAAAAGUGUCUAGCAAGUUGAAAGAAUGGAGCUACACAGCUUGCAAGAGGCGUUAAAAGUGGAAAUCCAAUGUCAUCAGAACGGUGAUCUUAAGAAACAAAUCCAUGAGAGGCAAUCGAGAAUAGCAGCUCUUAAUGAAAAGCAAAAGCUGGCGGUGCGGAGCUGCUCUGUCGCUGUGCUCGUGGGAACUGCAGGAGGGAAUAAUAGCAACAGCAGUGCAAUUAAUAGUGGCAACAGCAUCUCCAACAGCGCCAAAAAGCCUGUGGUGCCAGCACUCCUCAAAGAACCUGGAGGAGGAGGUGGUGGCCCAAGCCCUCAGAGCCUGGCUCUUUCCGUGCUUCCCACCAAGGGCCCCAUUGCCAUGGUGACUGCGCAUCUCAACGGUGGCCUAGGCUGCAGUGCCAAACCACAACAGAGGGCACCCAUCAACCUGCGGACCAAUUUGGGUUGCAGUGCCCACCGUGUGCCUGCCGAGCCAGGAUCCUAUUUGCAGGAUUUGGGAACCUUUACUGCAGUGCCGAUAAAAGUUCCUCAGGUCAGCUCCUUGCAGAGGUUGGCAGGACAAAGACCAGCAGUGCUACCUCAGGUUAGGCCAAAGACCCUGAUUCCAGACAGUCUCCCUAUUUCUCCCUGCAGAGACCAACCUUCUAAACAACCUCCUGCAUUCCAAAAGGCAACUGCAGUCAGCAGCAAAAACCCCACUCCUGCCCUCCCCACUGCCAAUAAUACCAUUAGCCAUGUACAGAACAGCCAAUCACAGAACAGUGUUGUCGAGUCUACAGCCAUCUCAUCACCCCUGAGCAGCGCUGGUGUAGCCUAUGCCAUCAUCUCCACAUCCCCCAACAAUGCAAGUCCCAUCGGCACCAGUGCUGCUGUCUCUGUGGUUAAUGACAGCAUUAAAGUUCAACCACUUCUCAUCAGUGCUGACAGCAAGGUUAUCAUAAUUCAACCUCAAGUUCAAACUCAAGCAGAGACUAAAGCGGAGACAAAGAAACCUCCUGAAGAAUCAGCUCAGGGACCCCCUGCUGCCAAAAAUAAAAAAGAGGAAAAUCCAGAGAAAAUUGCCUUUAUGGUAGCAUUAGGCCUGGUUACAACUGAAUAUCUGGAAGAAAUCCAGAACAAGCGCCAGGAAAGAAAAAGAAGAAGCACAGCCAAUCCAGCCUACAGUGGACUCUUGGAAACAGAGCGGAAACGCCUUGCAUCAAACUAUUUGAAUAAUCCCUUGUUCCUGUCCAAAAGAGCCAAUGAGGAUCCAUGUUGGAAGAAGGAGAUCAACCAUGAUGAACACUGUUCAACAUGCAAAUGUGGUGCUAACUUGCAGCUUUGUGGAAUAUGCCCCAGAGCUUAUCACCUCAGCUGCUUGGAACCUCCUUUGAAGACUGCCCCCAAAGGAGUCUGGGUCUGCCCAAAGUGCCAAGAAAAGGUGUUAAAGAAAGAUGAAAACGUGCCAUGGGCUGGAACUCUGGCUAUUGUUCAAUCCUAUGUUACUCAUAAAACAGUCAAAGAAGAAGAGAAGAGGAAGUUAUUAAAUAGAAGCUGUGAACUGAGGGGAGAACACAGGCAGCUAGAAGAAAAAGAACGCUUUCUCAAUAAUGCCAUAAAGAAGUGCUUAGAGCUAAAAAACAGCCUAUUGGCUCAGCAAAAAGGGGUUCAGACAUCUCUGGAACGCCUCAAAACUCUCAUUAGACUGAUACAAAAUCAGCAGAUGAUUCAGGUUACCAUCACAACCACAACCACCUCCUCUCUGCUAACUGUUCCCUGGAUCAAACCAUCUUCUGCCUCAGCUGCUGCUGUACACAAAGCCUUGAAGCCAACACAGGGCAACAACUGACACCUGAAAAGCUUUUUCUUUUUAGAAAAGAAAAGAAAAACACACACUCUAGAAAGAGAUGAGCUAUUACAAGAAGAAACCCGAGAAAAAGACUGCAUUGGUGUGUUUUUUAUGACACCACAGUGUUGGGAAAAAUCAUCCAGUUGGUGUCAUGGCAAUUUUCUACAGAGCAGAUCUUGCGACCAUUUUGUAUUGCUGAGAUCUUCAGUGCUUAGGAGAUUAUUUCUUUUUUUCGUUCUUGGCCUUAAUGUAUUUAACGAAUAAGGAAAAUGAAGCAGCAUAUGUUGGCCGAUGAGGGAGGUGGGAUGAAAUAUCCUUUUAGUUUUAAAAAGUUCUCCCUUUGAAGGAAAAAUAGUUCUAAAUACAAAGAAUUAGUGGGAUAGUAUAUAGGUAGAUGGUAGGAAAACUUUAAAGAAGUGAAUAACUUGAAACUCAAUGUGAAUUUCUGAUUUUUAAAAAAUGAACAAAGUCUGCCACAUUGAUUCAGAUGGAUUCACAUGACUGUGAAACAGACACUCACAAAGCCUUCAAAAUCAGACCGAUCUCUCUUUUUUUGCAGUAUUAUAGGUGAGAAUUGCAGAUACUUAAAUAAAAAUGUAUGAGAUUAGCAUUUCUAGUGAAAUAUUGAAGUAUUUUCUUGCUGAUGCUUCUGUAUAUGUGUUCUGAAGUAUUUAAAGAGGUAUGCCUGUAAAAUACCUAAUUUUUUGCAGGCCUUUUCAACUUAUUUUGUUAUCAAUGUAUUUUUCUCAUGGAGUUUUUUGUUCAUACACCAUAAUAGUGACAAAUAUCUUCAGCAGAUUAGAUCUUUACUAUUUUGCGGGGACAGGGGAUCAGGUUUUUUUGUUUGUUUUUUUGUGUUUUUUUAAGAAAGCAAAUAAUCUUUUUGGUUUUGCUUCCCCUGCUCCCCAUCCUUACAGUACAGAUGAUAUGCCAAAAAAACCCUUAGACUUUUGUACUGCAUUUUUAUUGUAAAGUAGGGAAUGUGUUUUCUUUUGUUUUCAUUCCAGAAGUAUCUGCUAAAUAGUACAGAGAAUAAAUUGCCUCAAGGAGUUGUUUUUUUUAAUUGGCUAUAUCAGGAGCUUUGGGGAAAGGAUGGGCUGUCAAAUUAUAAAUAAUGGUUGUUGGGAGGUUUUUGUUUUUGUUUUGGAAACUAAUUUUUUAAAAUCAUUUUGCUAAUUUUUAUCACAUGUGAAACAUUCAGCAUUAACCUAAGAAAAUGCUAGUGAAUCUGCUUUUAAAUUUUUUAUUUCUCUUCACUAGCUAGUCUUCCUGAUGCAACAAGGGUCAGUCUGGUCCCGUCAUAGGUCUCUUGACCUAUGUUGGAACGCUGAGACCUACCUCAGAAGUCAGUGAUGGGCGAACCGAUUUCUCUUCCACAUGGCUGUUACAUUUUACUGAGUCUAUUUCCUUCCUCAGGAAAAGAGAUAUUUAAGCAGGAGUCAGAUUUUGGUUGACAGAAUGUGAGGGAAGUCAUGAUUCACGCAAGAUUUAACAGUUCAUUCUUGGAUAUAUUCAAGAUUAAAUUGCAAAGUAGCAAUAUAUUUUAAGAGCAUUUAUUAUGGUUUUUAAAUCAUUCAUAAUUACAACUAACAAAAGUCACUCUUUAUUUUAAGCACAGGGAUUCGUGCUUCUGUUAUGCAUAUCUAGGACUUCGGUCCAUUUGGUUUUUUGUUUUUUUUAAACAGUUGUGUCAGUUUGUAGAACCAGUUAAUUGACCAGAAAUAUAUGUGCUUCUGAGAAAUAAUCAAAUAUGCUGGUGGGGGUGGGGGGAAGGGAGUACCAGAACAAGAGAGGAAACCUUAAAGAUUCACUGGAAUUAUUAGGCCCAACAUUUCAAGCAGAUACUGUUUUUCAAGGUCACUAGCAAAGUAGUCUUACAGUAAUUUGGAUGCAUAAACCAAUUUACAUUGAAAAGCAAUUUUACAUUGAUAAGCAUUUCUACAUAGCUAAAGCAUCUCAUAGUAGCCUAUCACAUGGUGCUGAAAAGUCGGGGAAUUUAGCUUUUGAUUGAUUGAUUGUGAGUCGCCCAUCACUAGACAGCACACAGUCCCUUCAACCAUUUUCACAACUCCGGGAAAAACUGUGCAGUACUAUACAAAUCUAUUUUAAUACACCUAACACUCUGUUGAACAAGGUUUUUAUAUGCUUUUAUUGACAGACAGAAGUGUCUGUCAAGAAAAACACAAUUGUGGUACAUUGGUUAUUGUACACCAAUUUAUGCAUUCAGAUGUGGCUUGCAGUGUAAACGUUUUCAGGUUUGAUCAUUUUUGUUUCAUUCUCAGAUGAAUUUUAAAAAAGAAACAGGAAAAGCACAGAAAGUUGAUGGAAUGUACAUACUUUCUGUAGAAAUGCUUUUUUCUGGGACUGUUAAAAAGUAGUUAUUUUGGAAAAGGGACUGUCCAGUGGAUAGUGUGCAUAGAAAACAAAGUGUUUGUCUUAAAUAUACCAAUGUAGUUUACUUCUUCAUGAUGAAUUAAACUUGACUGACAGAUUUAA
This is a messenger RNA of Hemicordylus capensis (graceful crag lizard), 4636 nucleotides long. It is a transcript of the gene PHF21B, whose product is annotated as PHD finger protein 21B. The transcript has 14 exons. The record is from RefSeq and is a predicted model, not a curated record. NCBI's taxonomy places the organism in Eukaryota, Metazoa, Chordata, Lepidosauria, Squamata, Cordylidae. The coding region runs from base 335 to 2140 and encodes 601 amino acids.